Molecule: messenger RNA, 1779 nt
Organism: Cavenderia fasciculata
Lineage: Eukaryota; Evosea; Eumycetozoa; Acytosteliales; Cavenderiaceae
Exons: 2
Coding region: 1-1779 (592 amino acids)
Cellular component (GO): trans-Golgi network
Source: RefSeq, a predicted model, not a curated record
AUGUCAUUUUCACAACUAACUCAAUCAACAGAUCAACAACAACAACAACAACAACAACACCACAACCACAACCACAGAAAUGAACUAAAUAGUAGUUCAAAUAAUAACUUUGUAUUUAAUGAUAUAACCAAUAAUAAUAAUAGUAAUAAUAAUGGUCAACUAGCACAAGGAUCAUCUCCUUUGAAACAACAGCAACAACAACAACAACUAAUACAACAACAAGCUAGUUACUAUUGUUUAUUGGUGAAAGAGUAUUCAUCAGCAGAGAAUGUUGAACUUCCACAAGACAACAACAACAACAACAAUCAGACUACCUCUUCUGAUUUAUACCACAACCAACAACCAAAUCGUAAUAGUUAUACACUCAAUAUAAUAUUGUCAAAUGGAGACGAUAUUCAAAAGCUAAAUGUAAAGUCAUUCAUUCAUACUAAAUCAUCAAAGAAUAUGAUUUACAAGACUGGUUCAAUCGGUCAAAUCGAAGAUCCAAACUCAUCAUCAAAUAAUACAAAUACAAAUACAACUGCUACUACAAAGACUGUCAUAUCAUGUUAUUAUACUCUUAUGGAAGUAGAACAACAACAACAAAUAUUACAACAACAACAACAAACAUCAACGUUGAAAUUACCAACAACACCAACAAUGAAAAGAAAUACAUCAUCAUCAUUAUUAUUGGAUUUGGAGGAUUUGGAUGAUGUUGCCAAUGAUGAUAUAGAGAAUAUUGGUUCAAUGGGUAUAAGUAGUGAUGGAGAGAAAUCAAAUAUGAGCAAUAGUCUAUCACAACUAAAUAUCAAUAGUAUCUUGGAGGAUAUUGAAGACUUGGAUUUUGGUGCAUUCAAAGAUAGUACAACUUCUACCAUUAUCACUAUUGACAAUGUUGAUAAAAUGGACCAAGAAGAAGAAGAAGAAGAGGAUUUUGAUAUACAAACAACAACAACCAAAGAAUAUUAUCUAUGUCUUUGUUAUGAACAUUUGGAAAAGGAAGAAAAUAGAAUCGAAGCAUAUCAUCUAGAAUUGGGUGAUUUCUGUAAAGAUAUCUCAAACUUGAUUAAAGUUGAUAAUAAUAAUAAUAAUCUAAAUGUAAAUAAUGAAUUAAAAUCAAUGUUGUCAAAUUGGUAUUCAAUUUGUAUAAAUUAUAUACCAAGAAUAAUUGAUUUAUUAAAUGAUCAAUUACCAUUGGUAAUACAUGCAGCAUUGUCUGGAUAUUCAUUUGAUGUAUAUAUGCCAAAAUCAGAAUCCAAAGACUUUAUUAGUUUUAUUAGAUCUAUUAGUAUAUCCAAUCAUUCUGCUACUUUAAUAUCUCAACCUCAAUUAAUAUCAUUGGACGAUACCAUUAAUAAUGGUAAUAAUUAUCAUUAUCAAUUACAAACAAAUACUGCAACCACAACAACAACAACAACAAAUACAUUGGAAUUAUUAAAACAACAACAAGAUAUAAUACCAAUCACUGUAAAUUCAAAUAAUCAUAUAACAUUCAAUUAUAAUGGAAACAAUUUAUUUUGUAAGAAAUGGAGUAAGAAAUUUUAUGAUAACAAAUAUGAUAGUUUAUUAUUACGAAAUUUGAUGGAAGAUAUUAGACUUAGAGUCAUUCAAGAGUUAAAUUUAUUCCGUCGUAUGGUUGAUUCAUCGAAAUUAAACAACUAUCUAUUAUACAAAUGUUAUCUAUUUUUACUUGCAAAUGAUAACUCUGACAUUAUGUUACACCUUUUAACAAAAGAUAAUCCCGAACAAUCCAUCAAAGAAUUAUUAUUGAUUUUAACAGAUCAAUUAAAUAUUAAAUAA